Salvia hispanica is the source of this 1755-nucleotide messenger RNA. RefSeq names its product mitochondrial inner membrane protein OXA1-like. The record is from RefSeq and is a predicted model, not a curated record. Lineage: Eukaryota; Viridiplantae; Streptophyta; Magnoliopsida; Lamiales; Lamiaceae. Gene Ontology annotation, biological process: protein insertion into mitochondrial inner membrane from matrix. Gene Ontology annotation, cellular component: mitochondrial inner membrane. Gene Ontology annotation, molecular function: membrane insertase activity.
UAUUCUGGGCGAAUGCCUAAACCCAGUUAAACCCUACCUCCUUCAAUCCUCGAAAUAAUUCCCUUCAAACGUUCUAUUAAGAUCCGAUAAUUCCUUAAUAGAACUGUAUCUUCUGUCUCGAUUUUUGUUGAAAUGGCGUACAGGCGGAGCAUCACAGCUCGGGCGAAGCUCUUUUAUCAACAGCAGCAUCGAAUUUCUCCUUCAAUUUCAAAUGUGAAUCGCGACGAUGAUGAUUCUCACAAGUUGCAGAACGAACCGAUUUCGAGCUAUCAUGAAGGUGGGAACAAUAUCUACAACCGAUUUUUCGUAGGCAGGGAUAAUUUCAGCAAUUACCGCCGGCCAACAAGCUUUCUUCAAGGUAAGAGAUUUGCCGUGCCGGCGGUUUUUGGAGCUCGGAAUUAUUCGAGUGCGAGUGUUGGAGAAGGAGCGGCUGAUAAAAUUGAGGUUCUGAAUGAUGUGGUGACUGUGCUGGGGGAUAAGGCCGUAGAGGCUGCUCCUGCGUUGAACGAGGUGGCUAUUGCAGCGGCGGAUUCGUUUGCUCCGGUGGCCGCCCUUCAGUAUGUGAUUGACUAUGUGCACUGUUUUACUGGUUUGGAUUGGUGGGCAUCGAUUGUUGUGACAACUCUUGUUAUUCGUUGGCUUCAAGUUCCGUUUCUUAUAAAUACUCUGAAGUCCACUUCAAAAUUAGCUAUUUUACGACCAGAGUUGGAGGCAGUUAGGGAAGAAAUGAGUAAUAAGGCCAUGGACCCUAAUGCUGCUGCUGAAGGUCAGAUGAAAAUGAAAGCUCUAUUCAAAAAACAUGGUGUAACUCCACUCACCCCUAUAAAGGGACUUUUAAUUAAUGGACCUAUUUUCUGCGCUUUUUUCUUUGCUAUUCGAAACCUGGCCGAGAAGGUUCCCUCUUUUCAGGAUGGUGGAAUAUUAUGGUUUACUGAUUUGAGUACUCCGGAUAGCUUAUAUAUCUUUCCUGUUUUGACUGCAUUGACAUUUUGGAUUACAGUGGAGUGUAAUGCACAAGAAGGUAUGGAAGGGAAUCCUUCUGGUGCUAUCAUUAAAAAUGUCUUUAGGGGCUUUGCAGCACUUUCAAUUCCUCUCACUGCUGGUUUUCCGAAGGCUGUAUUUUGUUAUUGGAUUACCUCCAACCUGUUUUCACUUGCAUAUGGCUUAGUGGUAAAGAGACCUCAAGUUAAGGAGUACUUGGGCAUACCAAUUGUACCUGUCAAACCACCAUCAACUAAUCAGGAACCUGGUCUCUCAUUUAUCGAAUCCAUAAAGAAGUAUGCAGAGUCUCAAGCCGUAAAAGAAAAACAACAAUUUCUAUCAUCCUUGCCUGAACGAUCGCCGAAACCUAUGAAUCAAAGAAUAGCCUCUAAUACAGCCCUUAAUCAACGGGUUGAUGCCUUAGAGCAAAGAGUCAAGGGAAGGAAGAAAGGGAAGAAAAGCAGGUAACUAAACUGAAAAGAUAUGUUACAUACGAUUUCUCUCACUCUCAAAUAAUACCAUUCUAUCACAUGAUUCACAUCAACGGGUGGGUGUUUAAACCUAGCCCAGAGCUUUGUUAUAGGUCUACGGUGCCUAGUGUCAUUUGCUUAUUAGCGGCCUCUAGUUGUAUCCGUGUUCGCCUUUUGUCAUUGAUUCAGAUACUCAAGAUUUUGGUUGAUAGUCUAAGAUUCUUAUAGUUCAUGCCCACUUCAUGGUGGGAAAGGACAAUAACAUCAGAGUCAUGAAAAAUAAUAAAGGUAGUUCGUUACGAUA